Molecule: messenger RNA, 2142 nt
Organism: Wasmannia auropunctata (little fire ant)
Lineage: Eukaryota; Metazoa; Arthropoda; Insecta; Hymenoptera; Formicidae
Gene: Rcd5
Product: microspherule protein 1
Exons: 6
Coding region: 210-1625 (471 amino acids)
Biological process (GO): positive regulation of transcription by RNA polymerase II
Cellular component (GO): Ino80 complex; NSL complex; MLL1 complex
Molecular function (GO): G-quadruplex RNA binding; protein binding
Source: RefSeq, a predicted model, not a curated record
CUACAGUCCGCGUCUACCUUUCUACGACUUACUUCGCGUCAAAUUAGCCGAGUGGGUUGAUAUUUUGCAUCCGGGAGACUUAGUUAAUUGUGUGGAUUUAACACAACGCGAUUGGGACGCGAAUCGCGCGGAGGACCAAGGCUAAGAGCGAGCGACGCGUGUUAUGGUUCGACGAUCACCGCCUUUGCCUCGCUGAAAAAAAAAACGUUAUGGAUUUACCGACUCCGACUAACCUCAACCACAGCGGACUCGCGCACAGUACAGACGGCUUCCUGAGUAUUCCCCUCGGAUCGUCAGCUCUGGAUGCUUUAUCGACGAAAAGGAGAAGUUCCUCCCGCACAAUAAAACGCAAGAAGUUUGACGAUGAGGUGGUGGAGACGACGUUCAACCUGCAACCGCCCGCGACGAGCGCGAAGUCGACGUCGAAAUCGCGAACGAUUUCCGUGACCGCCGGGCCGAUGGACGUCCUGCCGACGCAGACGCUGCCUACGCCGAUACCGAUCCCGACCACCCUGGCGCAGUCGGACAGAUGCAAUCGUCGACCCAGCAGGCCGAGCGGCUCGAAUCCCGGACGAAAGAAUAAGAAGAGUAAGAAUCACUCCCACUCGAUCAACGCGACCAAAGACCUCGGACGAUGGAAACCCGCUGACGACUUGGCGCUGAUCACUGGCGUGCAGCAGACGAAUGAUUUGAGAAUGGUCCAUCGAGGUACAAAGUUUUCCUGUCGCUUCACGCUGCAGGAAAUACAGCAGAGGUGGUAUGCGUUGUUGUACGACAGCGCGGUGUCGCGUGUAGCCGUGCAAGCUAUGCGUAAUUUGCAUCCCGAGCUAAUAGCCAGUAUUCAAGCGAGAACCUUGUACAGUAAAGCUGAGGAGGAUCUCUUAGGGACCAUUAAAUCGACCUCUCAACCGACUCUGGAAGUGUUUCAAGAAUUGCUCGAGGCAAACGCGCAUACGUUUUAUCCAGCUAGGACCGCGAAAGCGUUGCACAGUCACUGGCAGCUGAUGAAACAGUAUCACCUGUUACCGGAUCAGACGGUGCAGAGUUUACCGCGAGGUGAACACGUAUUGAGCUUUUCGGACGCCGAGGAUAUGAUCAACGAUACCGAACUGAUGGAGCCGAAGGACGAAUUAGUGGACGCUGAAUUGUCAACGGCGGACAGGAAGAACAAGAGGGAGAUUAAAGUAUUGGAAAACGAGCUCAGCAGAUGGCAGGUGCUUGUCGACAGUGUCACAGGUGUCAAUCCCCCGGAGUUUGAUAAUCAAACCUUAGCCAUUCUAAGGGGACGGCUCGUCCGAUAUCUCAUGCGAUCUAGAGAGAUAAGCGUGGGACGUUCCACAAAGGAUCACACUGUCGACGUGGAUCUCGGUUUGGAAGGUCCAGCGUGGAAGGUUUCGCGUCGACAAGGUACCAUCCGUUUAAGGAAUAACGGAGACUUCUUUCUGUCGUCCGAGGGAAAACGGCCGAUCUUUGUGGACAGCAGACCAAUUUUGGCUGGCAAUAAGAUGAAACUGAAUAACAAUAGUGUAAUCGAGAUUGCAGGACUGAGGUUCAUAUUUUUAAUAAACCAAGAACUCAUCUCUGUGAUACGACAAGAAGCUGUCAAAUUGAAUUUAAACCCUUGAGAAACAUCAGAGAGGAUGAACAAUAUCGAGGGUCGUUGUUUAUAGGAAACUAGGAAAAUGCUUUCUCUUACAAGUAGUCUACAUUUUUACAUUUGAGAAUCGUCAAUACACACUUUGCAGUGACAAGAUAUUCAAUCACGCGUUAAUGACAUUUAUAAUUUACUCUUCUAUGAUUAAUCCUUAAAGCAUCUUUAUUUAUGAAAAAAAAUUAUUCCUUUUAAAUUAGACUUUCAACAACCAAGUAUAGUAACCAAGUAUAAUUUAGGCAUACGCGUAUGUAUAUAUUCUCUUUGAAUAGGUAAUAGUCUCCUAUUUUUUAUGCGAAUAAUUUUCAGAGCCUGAAAUCCUCACUCAUAUUUUUAGUGACAAUGAAUUGAAAAGGUAACAGUAAGGGCUACAGAUAUCUUUUGUCUCAAAUACAAGCAAUAAUAGACAUUGUACAUAAACUUUUAAUAUAAAUUAUAAAUUAUUAUACAGCCGUACAUGUAUCUCUGUAAUAAAUUGAAUUUGUACAAAA